AUGGAAAAGUCGAAGAUAUCACCUCUUCCAAUUGCAGCGACACUGUCUUCUGCAUUACCAUUUCUGUUAUCAAAUAAUAAUUCAGUUACUAUCUUACCUUUAAAUAAUACUCGAUUUGAAAAACCUUUGGGAUCAACCACAACUCCAAGAUUACGAGAAACAAGUUUUGGUCAGACAUUAGGAAUCAGAACCAAAUUUCAAGAAACUAUUGGUGGAGAAAAUUGUGUUGGACCUCCAGAUUUAGUUCAUCGUGCCAUUUAUGCUGGAUCGAGAUCGGCAUUAUAUCAUCAUACCGAUUUCACAUACCCCGAUUCAGACAAAAAUGACGAUAAAGAAAGUGAUGACGGAUAUGUUGGUUAUUAUCAUUAUGUCAAUGGAAUUCGGUUUGAGAAAUUAGAACAAGAUAUUCAGAAAUAUAUUUGUGAAAUUUUGGGGAUUGAACGAGAACAAGAUUUGUUUUAUUUUAAACCAACUUCAUUAGAGAAAUUGGGAUCUACUAAACGAGAGAUAAUAGUUACUUAUUGUACCUAUAAUAUAUUUAAUAAAUCAGAUUUUCGAGCAAGGUUUGUUAUUCAACCUCCGGGCAUCAUAAGUCCCGGUCCAGGAGGAGGAGCUGCACAUAAUGCUCAUUCAAAAAGAUCCCUCGUUUUAAUGGAUAGUACAUUUCAGAUAAUACCCACCAACACCGAAUCACAACGUUCUAGAAAAAUAGUCAGUUUCAACAGCGAUACAAUUCAAGAUUUGUCUAGGCUGUAUUGGGAAGAAUUGAGAGCAUCACAUUUAAUUAGAUUGUUUCAUCAUACUGAUAACCCAGAGACUCAAUUGACUGGAUUAGUCAAUUACACUCAUUUUAUAGAUAAUAAAGAGGCAUUGAUAAGUUCGAUGAUCAUAUUAAUAAAACUAUUACCAAAGGGCAGUUUGGCCGGUGUUAGAUCAUCGUAUGGUACACCUACUGCCUGUGGGAAUAAAGAGGAUGCAUUAUACAAAACAAACUAUUAUAGAAACAAACUCAUUGAUACAUUGCUUAGAUUGGGUUCUUUAGAUAUAAGUGGUGAAGUAUGCGAAAUUGCCAUAAAACAAAUAAAACUGAGAUAUCAUUUUGGUAACGAUAAUGGGGAUUGGGAUUUUGUCAAUUUGAAAUUAUUGAAGAUUCAACGUGGGACUAAUAAAGAAUUGGAAUAUCUUUCAUUAAUCAAUUCGUCUAUUAGAUAUCAUGGAUUAUACACUACUCAACUGGCAUUGAUACUUUUGGAUCAGGUUAGUUUCCUUAUAUCAAAAGAAAGAUAUGACCUAGCAUUAGAUAUCGCCAAGAAAUGUGUUUUGAUAUUACCAUUAGACUAUGAUUGUUGGUACUACCUUGCCUUGAGUUAUAUUUUAGUGAAGGAUUUCGAAAAUGCACUAUUAGUAAUAAAUUCCUUCCCAAUUUCCAUGAAUAAUAAUAAGAGUUACCUGUCAGCGGAUAUAGUUGAGGGUGGAAUUAAGGAUUUAUACAUGUCUAUUUUCAUAGACCGAUUGAAUACAUAUGAAAUAGAAGAAGAGAUCUCUUCAGCCACUUUCAAUGAGUUUUUCCCCCAUCCAAAAGUAAGAUCAUCAACAAACUAUCCAUCCAAUCUUAGGUCCAAGAAACCACCUCAUGCCGAAGUAGAACUUGGUUCAAUACAAAAACUAUGGCAUGACUCAUUCUUAUUCCAUCCGCAUUUAAGACAUCCGAUAGUUGGACCUUAUUUUACUCAAUCACCAUUAGUUAAUGGCCUGGCUUUGGAAAUUGCAUCAGUUGAAACUAAUUUAAUCAAAUUAUGUGGACCAAAUUCUGCCAAAAACAUCUUAGCCUCGCAAUCUGCUGGAACUGCCAAUUGUUCCCUUUUGGAUUUUUCAAGAAAAUCAACCUGGGCAAGAACAUAUGAUUUAUUAUCACUUUUAGUAGCAUUGAUUGGAUGGGAGCAAAUUAUUGCUACCAAGGAAACCGUAUUCCAUUCUUCUUCUACCGAAUUAAGAGAUGAUUCCAGCUCUCAAAUAUCAUCAUAUGUGGUCAAUCAUGAAUCUUCGAAGGAAAGAUUAGUAACUUGUGAGAAUUGGCUCGAUCAAUUGUUUGUCAUCAUAUACGAAGAUUUAAGAACUUUAAUGAUUAUUGGAUCUAACAAAGCUCAACAACGUAGUGCGUUGGAAUGGGAGAUGAUUGGACUUUUAGGAUGGUUGGUGAAAUAUAAUUUAAGAGAAUCAAUUAGCUCGCUAGUGACUAGUGUUGUGGGGACCAAUGUUGAAGGAGGAUUCGAUUAUUUUGGUACGAUUCAAGUAUUGGAGAUUUACGAUGAAUUUGUUUUGAGUGAUAUUUGUGAUUCUUGUAUUGAUACUUAUCAUGAUAAUUAUGAUGGGAAAUUUUUGAGUAAUAAAUUGAUUUUAAAAGUAUCUAGUAAAGAUAUGUUUGAUUCAUUAAUUAAAUCAUUAGAACAAGAAUAUUUGACUUUAGAUUUCAUAUUAUUAUGUGUUAUGAAAUUGAUUAGUUGGAAUAUUAGAUGGAAUCAAUAUACUCCCAAUUAUCUUAUCAUGAAAAUUUUAUCUACAUUGAUUUUAAAAUAUGAUCUGAUUUAUAUAAUGACAAGAUUAAAGAUUGCAUUUGAACAGCACAAGAAACAAAUAACUAAACAUAAUAAAUUUACAUUGGCGGCAUUGCUUGGCGGAGGUAGUUCUAGUAAAUCCAAGCACAACCAAGAUCAAAAGCAAGCCUUUGAAUUUAAUGAUGAUGACACAAUUUAUCAAUAUAUGGAAACAUUAAUUUCCUGGAUUGAUAGUUUAAAAACUUAG
Molecule: messenger RNA, 2802 nt
Organism: Hemisphaericaspora subhashii
Lineage: Eukaryota; Fungi; Ascomycota; Pichiomycetes; Serinales; Debaryomycetaceae
Gene: CHS6
Product: Chs6p
Exons: 1
Coding region: 1-2802 (933 amino acids)
Biological process (GO): Golgi to plasma membrane transport
Cellular component (GO): exomer complex
Molecular function (GO): protein binding
Source: RefSeq, a predicted model, not a curated record